Enterobius vermicularis (human pinworm) is the source of this 984-nucleotide messenger RNA. Lineage: Eukaryota; Metazoa; Nematoda; Chromadorea; Rhabditida; Oxyuridae. The record is from the annotation of a GenBank genome assembly.
AUGAGGCGCCGUUACGCAUCAGAAGAUGACGAUGAACCAAUAUCAAUGUGGAAGAUUGGUCUUGUAAUAGCAGUAAUUCUGCUAUGUUUCGCCAUGUUAUAUCCCACAUUGUUUCGGCCGUUGUUCUCCUCAUUCUUCAAUCCUACGCCACCACCAGCUCAACAUAAACCGGCAAAUCGACCACCGAUACAUCCGUCGAUGGGUGGUGCACGACCUCAUCCGGAAAUACAUCCCGGAAUGCGUAUGACAGGAAGUCAAACGCAGUCACCUACAGGUACCUCAGGCUCAAAAGGUAUGCUCACUUGGUUUCUACCAAUCUAUACCAUUGGUGUAGUCACAUUUUUGCUCUACACACUGUUCAAGUCAAAAAAGAAGAAACGGCGAAGGCGACACAUAUAUUCGUCAGAUGAAAGUGAAUCGGAAACUGAAGAGCUUAGUCGUUAUGAUUCCGGUAGCAUUAAAUUAGGGAAAAAGAAGCUUCAAAGUCUCCAAGAAAGACUGAAUCAAACAGAAAUGGCAAUGGAAAAAAUUCUGCAACAACUAGGUGCAAUCACUAGUGAACAACAUCAACAACAGUUGGAGUAUCAGAACCAGCAGUCGCCAACUGAUGCUCAGGAUGUUUCAGGAGAUGGGAAACAAGCAAAGAAAGCUAUAAGAAAUGAAAAAUAUUUGAAAGACCUUGAAAAAGCGCUUAAAGAUUUUAAAAAACUAUCACAGAAACGCAGUAAAAGACGUAGACGAUCAAAGAAACAAGAUGAUUCAUCAACAGCCGACGAAAGUGAAGAUGACGUUUAUGAAGUUAUUGAAGCAGUAGAAAAUGGCCCUAGUAGUGAAUCGGAAGAAGCGGAUAAUGGUGCUGCAGAAUCCAGCAUGCAAAAUGACGACAGUGAUUGCAAUGAAGCCAGUGAAGAGGAGCAGAAAGUUGAGGAACACGAAGGUACAUUAUUGAAACACCGGCAAAAUACUCGAAUAAAAUCUGGCUAG